Molecule: messenger RNA, 13413 nt
Organism: Brugia malayi
Lineage: Eukaryota; Metazoa; Nematoda; Chromadorea; Rhabditida; Onchocercidae
Product: Fibronectin type III domain containing protein
Exons: 57
Coding region: 1-13413 (4470 amino acids)
Molecular function (GO): protein binding
Source: RefSeq, a predicted model, not a curated record
AUGAGCGCGUAUGCGGCGAGCCUUCAAAAGCUCAUCGUCGCGUUAAUUCUCAUUUAUGCGAUAAGAGGUAACGAACCUCGCAUUCGAUUGCGACGAGAAAUUGGUGGAUCGCAAAGUUUGCUAACCGUUGAAUGGGAGGGUAUUCAAACCGGUGAUCAUCCGGAUGAUAGUGUUGGAGGAUUUGCGGUAGAAUAUCGUGCCGAAAAAGACACACAAUGGCAUGUUCAUGAUGGUAUAAUUCCUUAUAAAGGACCUAAUUUACAGUAUAGAGUGCAGAUUCCUCGUCUACCAACUGGUAUAGCUUACUUUGUACGUAUCAAAGUAUUAGGUAAAAAUGGUAAAAUUCUGGUUGAGACGCCAGAAAUACGCGCACGUAAUGAAAUGGUUAGCAUUAAAUGUGAAUCAGAUGAAUUGACAGCUCCACGAAAUCUCGAGGUGACACAAACAGGUCAAUACAGUAUUGCAAUAGCAUGGGAACCUCCAGAAUGUGGCUCUGUUGGCGAAUAUCACAUUGAGCUAGCUGGUAUUGAGAUGAAAUUUGACGUUCAUCGCCAAACAGUAACGCAUCCGUCAGUUAGUGUUACCAGUCUUUUACCCGGAACGGAAUAUCAAGUUCGGGUUCGAGCCGCUGAUCGUUUACGCAUGUUGGGUCCAUGGAAUGAUUACUUACUUGUAGCAAAAACUGAAGGAGAAGCUCCGAAUGAAUCAGAUGAAAUAGAAAUCGAUUAUCGAACAGAUUCAGAAUUACGCAUUAGUUGGCAACCAUAUGACGAUGAAAGAUUACAACACUAUGAGGUAACAGCGGUUGAAGUGGAUGGUGAGAGUCAAGCGGUUGAACGAGCACGUGUAAGUCCCCUGGCUAGCAGUCAUAUUUUUGUUAGGUUAAAACCUGAUACCCAAUAUGAUAUAGGUGUAGUAGCAUUUGUGGAUCAUGAACCUAAACUAGUUUACAAACUACCUGCUAAAACGGUAGCUGAUCCGGGUGUAGCAUGGAAAGAGAAACCAAUGGUUACGCAAGAAAAUGCACAACAAUUUGCGGUACAAUGGAAGAAACCAUCACUACCUGAUCAAAUUAUUUCCAAAUUUAUCGUUGAAUAUCGUCUACCAAAUGAAACUGAAUGGCGCAAAUAUGAUGAUUUAAUGAUAGAGGAAGAGACAGAUGAUUAUCAUAUUCAAUUUGAUGGAAUGUAUGAUGGUUCAUUGUAUUCAUUUCGUAUUUUAGCAGUGGAUGAUCAACUUAAAGUAGCUGCUAAAACAACUGAGAUUACGGUUGGAUCAGCAGCGUCUAGCUCCUGCGUUGGUGACGCUGGUAUCCCGCAAAACGUACGUACCAGCGCCGUAUCUGAAGCAACUCUUCAGUUUACGUGGGAGAAGCCACGUUGUGAUGAAACAUUUGGACCAAUUGAUGGUUAUGAAUAUACGUUUUGGAGUAUAGAAACAGAUAUGCAACCUGAAACCGCAUCAUAUGUUGGACGGAAUACCAUAGAAUUGGAUGACUUAAAACCGGCUACACGUUAUGCAUUCCGAGUUCGUUCACGUGCUGGACACGGACAUAGUUCAUGGAGUGAGAUUGUGAAUGCUGAAACAGAAGCACAUUCAGGAUCAAAAGUAUCCACCAGUAAUGGCAAUUCUCGUCGAUAUCACUAUCAAUCACAAUUAACCACAAAUAACCCAUUAUCAUUUCAUUCAAUGUUACACGAAGUACCAACAUUUGCACUUCUUCGACGUUUUAAACGGCAACAAAAAAAUCAAAUUACAGAUGAUCAUAAUAUCUAUCAACUUCGUAUCAUUUUGGCACCACCAAAAUCAUACCUAGCUUGGACACCAUUACCUGAACAUGCUGAAGAAAUUGUUAAAUUCAAAUUAUCAUAUAAAAAGAGUGCUGGUGAUCAAUGGACACGUAUCAUCGAAAUACCGGAAUAUUUCAAAUGUCCAGAAGGAAUUGCUGAUCCGGAAGAUUAUUGCUAUGAUUUAUCCAAACUUUCAUUCGGUAUACAAUACACUGCUGAUUUAAUAUAUGAAAUAGAAAAUGGUGAAUGGACAGCACAUGGCAGCCCAUUAUUCUUCAUCCUUGUUGAAGCUGGUGACAUACAAAAACCACUUCUUGGUAUUGAUAAACCACGUAUCGAGCAACGUGGAUCACGUAUUCUGCUAUACUGGACCGUCGGCGGUGAUACGUCAAAUGUAAUAGCAUAUCAGAUUGAUCUUCGUUCAGAUUCAGAUAAUGAAUGGAAAACUAUUGAUGGUUACCUGUCUCAUUCACCGUCAGAAAUUCAUUUUCGACAGGAAUUAAUUAAUUUAGAAACUAAUAAACAUUAUUACGUUAAAGUCUCAGCUAUUGAUCAAUCACGACGCAUUCUUGCGACAUCAGAAGCGACAAGUUUUACUGUUCAUUGCCAAGUGCCUAAUAGCUCACCUCAAGAUUUACGAUUGGAAAAUGUAGCGGAAGGAAUUCAACUUACCUGGAAUUGGUCAGAUGAAGAGAAUCAUGAAUGUGAAUCAUAUUUUCUAAUAACAGGAUACCAAAAUGGUGUACCAUUUUCGGAACGAGUUACGGGUAGGCAGCGUCAAUUUACUUUCCGGAAUACAAACGCUAACGAAUGGCAUGUGGAAAUGCGUGCUGGAAAUCGUGCCGGAACUGGACCCAGUAGUGGUCCUGUAAAUUUGCAAAGUAAUUCAAAAGAGCUUAUUUCGGAUCUACGGGUAUUAGCACAUGAUGGUGAUUUAUCUGUUGAAUGGAAUAGUGAAAGAACCAGCCAUGGUAUUUUUGGGUAUCGUAUACAGUAUCGAACAGAUAAUACCGGUUGGACAUCUUAUGGUCAAAUUGUACCAUAUGUGGGUGAUAAUAAACGUUAUAUGCAACAACUAACAGGUUUACAGCAAGGUAGCAUGUAUUACAUACAUAUUCAAGUACUUGAUAGAAAUUCUUAUGUUAUGUAUACUAGUCCGGAAGUAUCAGCAAGAACUGUUUGUUCCGCACCAACGCAUCCUCCAUCACAUCUACAACUUCACGCUGCUGACCCACGUCAUAUCCGAGUUAGUUGGGCGCAACCACCUCAAAGCACCUGGCAAUGUAAUGAUAUACAGGUGGAACUUGAGAUAACAGAACCGCAAGGUAUUGCACCGGUGCUUCUGAACGGAUAUCAGACGUCUCACGUGUUUGAUUCGGAUGCAAAUCAGCAAUGGUCUGUUCGAAUCCGUACAAAAAAUUCAGCUGGCACAUCAGCAUGGUCACAAAUUGCUUCUGUUCGAACGCCACUUACCGGUGAGCUAAUCAUUGGACCAUCAGUAAGCUAUCGACACGGAAUUCCGGUGCUUACGUGGACGAGCAAAGAGCGAUUAGAUGAUCUCAUCCGAACCUAUCAAAUUGAAUAUCGAACUUCGGUUGACUCAACCUGGCAAAGGCUACCUGAGCAGGUGCCAUACACAGGUUGGCAACGACCUUACAGUAUCGAUCUCAGUGAGCUACCUACUGGUCAUAACUAUCAAAUUCGAAUUCAUGCAAUUGAUGCUAAUAAUGGUGUUGCUUAUACCUCAUCAGCAGUUAAUGUGCAAACUCAGGUGAAAUGUUCGGUACCACGUCGUGCACCACUUGACGUACAAGCUACCUCACUUGGACCUACACAAAUUCGUGUAUCCUGGAAGGAAUUACAUGAGUCAGAGUGGAACUGCAAUCGAUUGUGGUAUGUGGUUAAAUAUAGCACUCCACAUAAUCAAGGUUUCAAAAAUUUAACACGUGGUGAAAAUCAUGUAAUUUUUGAUUCGGAACCAUAUACACGAUGGACUUUUGAAGUACAAGCUGCUAAUCCGGCAGGAGAAACACAUUGGUCACGUCCGGUUACUGUACAAACUGAAGGAACCGCACCUGGACCAAUUUCUGAUUUACGAAUUUAUCCACAAUCAUCGGAUACACUUCAACUUUCCUGGAGACAACCUCAAAAUCCCUAUGGGCAAAUUACAGGUUAUGAAGUGACCUAUCAGUUGUUAUCAAAAGGUAUGUGUGACCAAGUGACAGAACGACCAAUAACAGUGACAAGUGAUAAGCCUUCAUUUACCCUUCAAGGUCUACUGCCACAUUCGAAAUAUCGUAUUUCUGUUGCUGCAAAAACAAAUAUUGCUGGAAAACCUGUAAGUCAGGAAGUGCAAACUCACGAGGCUACACCUAGUGGUGCCCCAGUGUAUAUUCGUAUAAUAAAUGUACUACCUACUGAAGUAGCUGUGAUUUGGCAAGCACCUGCAUGUUUGCAAACAAAUGGUGAAAUAACAGAAUAUGAAUUUGAAGCAACACCUUUGGAACGGCUUGAUUAUGGAGCUGAUAGUACAGUUAGACAGGUUGUCAGAGGUACCAGAACCAAAAUCACUGGUCUUUCCCCAUACACAAAAUAUUUGGUACGGAUACGAGCAUUUACACGAAAAGGACCAGGACCAUGGUCGGAACCGGUUCAGUUUCAGACUGCUGCUGCACCUGAAAUUCCAGCACCACCGAUGGUUCGAAUUCUAAAUACUGGAGUGGAUAAUGCAGAUUUGAUUUGGCAAGAACCCUAUCCAUCAUCCGGUUUAAUCGACAAAUAUAAAUGUAAAUAUGCAGUAGCAGGUACCAAGCAAUAUCAAGAACGACAAUUUCCCUCAUAUAAUCCAUGUGGUGAAGAAGUGAUUCGUAUGCAGCAAUUGUCACCAUUGUCACCAACACCAAGCGGAGCAAAAUUACACUGUGGUAGAAUUGAUGGUCUACAGCCUGAAAAGCAAUAUACUUUUAUGGUAUCAGCUGGUGAUCGCAGUGGUACCUGGUCACCAUGGAGUGAGCCACAAGUUGGUCAUAUUAGUGAAGGACCUGUUCAGGUUAUUUCACUGAAUAAAUUAGGUGGAGGAACGAAUAGUGUCUUAAUUGCAUGGAAUGUUCGUCCCACUGAUGCAGCUCGUGUUGUUGGCUAUCGAAUUCAUGUGACACCGGUGCUACAGCAUGGUGCUAAACCGAUAUCAUUUACGGUAGAUCGAUCAACACUGCAGUACAAUAUUGAUAAUUUAUCACCUAACACACGUUAUAAUAUAACUGUAGACGCAACUACUGAUGGUAUUCAUUAUCAUCCUGGUACAGCGAUUGAGGUACGUACCGAUUCAGUACCAGUGGACAGUUUAAUGGUUACUCCACGAGUAAUUGAAGAACAAGCAACCUCAGUAACUUUGGAAUGGAAUGCACCAGGUGGUAAUGUAAGCGGAUUCGUGAUCGAAUAUUGUCUUGGUGAUGGUGUAUGGCAGCAAUACAGUCGACGAAUUCCGGCAUAUCCUGGACGUCGUGUCUACACCGCUCAGGUUGAUCAGCUUCCAACAAACAGCGUAGUGGAUCUUCGCGUACGUGUCGUAUCACCUCAAAAUGAACAAUCUGCUCCAAGUCCAGAAGUUCGAGCUCGUACUCGAUGUUCAGCACCACCUGCACCACCACAGGCUAUUCGUCUGGAUGCACCAUCCACCAAUGAAGUUCGGGUUUCAUGGGCUCAACCGGCCAAAGAUACAUGGCAAUGUGAUCAACUAAACUAUGAUCUUGCUUAUCGGGUAGGUGGACAAGCAGAACGUGUUGUACCAGUGCCAGGAGACAGAACCGAUUAUACUUUUCCUUCAGAAGCCAAUACUCGCUGGGCUGUUAAAUUAAGGUGCACCAAUCAGGUAGGAUCAAGUCCAUGGAGUUCAGAACAAGUAAUAACUACUCGGCAAGGAACCCCAGGUCCGGUUCGAGAUUUACGUUUGCGUGCUAAAAGUCCUAAUGAAGUACAUGUGCAAUGGCUUGCACCAUUGGUACAACGUGGUUCUAUUGUUGGCUACGAUAUUAGUUAUCGGUUGAAACAUCGAUUAGCUUGUCCGGAUGAGGAACCACGUGACGUCAGUCGUGAUUUCGUGACUGUCUAUAAUCAUAAAGAUUUGGAAUAUACAUUGACUGGAUUGCUACCUUUUUCUUUAUACGAAGUACGAGUACGUGCACGUACCACGGAAUUAGGGCCAGAAGAAUCAAAAGAUAUUGCAACAGAACAACAACCACCAAGUGCACCACCACUAAAUUUACAACUAAGUUAUGCUCUGGAACGUUCUAUCAGUUUUCAAUGGGAGGAAAUAGAAUGUUCACAACGUCAUGGACAUAUUGUCAACUAUGAAUAUGAGAUAUUGGGACAAGAUGAUUGGGCAAAAUUAGAACGUCAGAUUGCGAAUACAACCAAUACUAAAAUAAAUAUUGAAGGUUUGACACCAUUCACCAAGUAUAUUAUGCGUGUGAAAGCUUACAAUAGUAUUGGUGGUGGUCCAAAUACCGAGAAUUUGGAUGCAAUGACGGCAAAAGCGGACGCACCAUUACCACCACAGGAUUUAGUAGUAGCUCAAGAAGGUACUGAUUACUUCAUGAUUUCCUGGCUACCACCUUAUCCACCAUAUGGACCACAUGAUAAAUAUAAAAUUCGAUAUCAAGUACUGAAUGAAACUCGUUGGAUGGAAAUUGAAAAAGAUACCAAAGAUCGAUUAUUGAAAUGUCCAGCUGAAAGUCCUCGACAUUGUUUCAAUGUUACAAAUUUGGAAAGUGGACGUCAAUUUCGAGUUCAAGUUGCAGCUCAUAUUGUUGGUGGUUCGUAUGGUCCGUGGAGUACGGUGACUAUUGCGAACACGUUACAAACUUUACCUGAUGCUCCACGUGCUAUAGAGUUAAUCAAGAAAACUGAUCAUUUACUUCACAUUCGUUGGAUACCACCGCCCGAUCCUUUGGGACAAAUAACACAGUAUAAAGUUGGAAUUGUUUCGUUAGAUGAUCCGCACGAUCAAUUAAAAACAUUCCUUGUAGAUCAUCCAACAUUGCAACAUCUUUUGAAUAAUCUUCAACCUGAAACUUCUUAUAAUAUCAGUAUUUCCGCCGGUACCAAACGUGGUUUUGGUCCACUUUCUUGGACACGUUAUUCCACGGAUCCAUUCAAGGUACCACCAAUAGCAAAUGCACCACAAGUUACAGCAGAUGGAGCUGAUGCAUUGAAUGUUCAAUGGAGUGGUAUUUUGGAUACGAAGAAUCAAGUCCAUGGAUAUAUCAUAGAAUUUCGUUCCAGUGAUAAUCCAACAUUUACGGAAUACGAUGGAAUCAUUGAACAUGACGCAAACCGACGUAAUUACCAACAGCGUUUAUCCUUACUGGAUGCUGAUACAUUAUAUUUCGUUCGUAUCAAAGUUGUUGAUCAGAAGCAACGCGUUAGUGAAGCAAGUCCGGAAGGAAGUGCACGAACCGGUUGUGCAUUACCUCUUGCACCACCAUCAAAUGUAAAUGCUUCUGCACCAUCGCCUUAUCAGGUGCGUAUCAGCUGGCAACCACCUAGUCAAUCCUCAUGGCAAUGCUCAAAUAUCAAAUAUAGACUGGAAUACACCAAUGGUUCAUCAUCCCCCGAGGAAAUUGAUGUACCCAGCGGUAUAACUGAUCGAGUGCUGGACGCUUCACCGAACACAUUGUGGCGAUUGCGGGUUCGGGUUGAAAAUGAAGCUGGUGCUUCAGAUUGGAGCAAGGAAGUGACCAUUACAACCGCUGAAGGUGCACCAAGUACAGUAGAAGAUCUUGAUGCUCGUCCAUAUGGACCGGAAGCUGCAUCAAUAACGUGGCGACCACCUGCACAACCUAAUGGACAAAUUACCGGUUAUACCUUAGUAUAUAAGCUUAAAUCCCGCGGUGAAUGUGGUCCACGUUCUUCACAACCAAUUACUCGAAAUACUAAGGAAGAAGAAAUUACAUUGGAAGGAUUAUUACCUGAUUCCACUUAUGAAAUACACGUAACAGCACAUACCUCUGAACCUGGACCUCAAUCAAAUAUUAUCACUGUUACAACUGAUGAAGCUCCUCCUACCGGAGCUCCGUUAAAUCCACGUGUAAGUUCGAUAACGCAAACACGAAGCGAUUUCCUGUGGAACGAACCGGAUUGCGAGCUCCGUAACGGCAAAAUAACAGGUUAUGAAUGGCAACUAGAAAGCCUGGAUCCCUGGAGUGAAAGUAAAACUGGUCAAAGUACCACACAACGAAUAUCCUUCGAUGAUUUGAUACCGUAUACUCAGUAUCGUUUGCGAGUUUUAGCGGAGAAUUCAGCUGGACAAGGACCGUGGUCAGAAUGGGUUUCAUUUAGGACGCAACCUGCCGCACCACCGGCACCAACAGAUUUAACCGAGGAGCAAUCAUUCCCACAUGCCAUCGAGAUUUCAUUCCUGCCACCAUCACCGCCUCAUGGUGUUAUUAAUGAAUAUCGAAUAAGACAUACACCAUCUGGCCAAAUGAAUUACAAAGAAGUUCGUGUGCUUGCAAAUCGAUUGCAAUGCUCGGAUAUAUCGAAACGUGAUCGGUUAUGUUAUCGAGUGGUAGAUUUGGAACCGGAACAGGAGUAUGAAAUUCAGGCAUCAGCCCAUACUGAAGGUGGUGCUUGGAGUGAUUGGAGUGAACCGUUAGGUGCUCAAACACAUGAACAAAAUAUACCGGUAUUAGAACGUGAGCUAGAAGUAGUGGACAGCAAACCAAAUAGUAUAACAUUACGAUGGCAAGGAUUGGAUGCCGAUCAGUCAAAACAUGUUGUUGGCUACAUUCUGGAAUAUAAAUCGGAAGAUGAUGAUUGGAAGGAAUAUGAUGGUAUCACAAAACAUCGUAGUCGCCAGAAUGAUUAUCGUAUUCAGGUUAAAGAUUUGGAACCUUCAACGGAGUAUUUCUUCCGGUUGAAAGUUGUUGGUAAAAAUGAAAAACGUGGUUCUUCAGGACCCGAAUUAAGAGCGAUGACAAAAUGCGGACGACCCGAGGAACCGCCAACUGAUCUACAAUUAACAUCUGAUUUCGAAAAUGUUAAACUCACCUGGACGAGUCCGGACAAAGACUCUUGGGCAUGUGAUAAUGUUGAAUAUGUAAUUGAUUUCGUCAACACCACGUCACGUGGUAUAAUGACAGUACCAGCGGAUGCACCACCUAAACUCUUGUUGCCAUCACUUCCUGGUACCAAAUGGGAGAUUCGAAUGCGUACACAGACGAUUGAGGAAGGUCAGAAACCGUCGUACAGUCCAUGGAGCGAUCGUGCAACCUUGGUCACUCAAGCUCUUCCCGGAGAACUAUUCCUUACAGUUGAACCAAAGACACCUACUUCAGCAAUGGUUAUUUGGGAUCUAGCUGACCAGGACCGGAAAUGGAACUACGGCGUAGAUAUUACUUAUCGCCUGAAACAAUUAGGUGGUUGCAUCGAAUCACGGAGUGGUAGUCAUGAACCGGUGACAAAUUACAAUGUACAGGAUAAACAAAUUUUGCUUCAUGAUCUGACACCUGGUUCAGAGUAUGAAGUGGUUGUUACUCCUCGACGUCCACCAACGUUACGAUCAUCUAUCGCAACGCCAAAAACAAUACGUCGCUUCAGGACUAAGGCUACCUUUCCAUCUGGUCCGCCACGUAAUUUGCGUGGUGAAGGUCGUCGUGAUACUGAAAUUUUCUUCAAAUGGGAACCACCGGUGUGUGAGGAACAAAAUGGCAAAAUAACACAAUAUGAAUAUGAGGUAACAGGUGCUGAGGAAUGGAAUGAUAUGAAACGUGAAGGUGUAACACCACGUACCAAUGCUGCAGUGGAUCAGAUGAGCCCUGGCUCCACGUAUAAUAUACGUGUGCGAGCAUAUACCAGUGAAGGACCAGGACCAUGGUCAGAACCAAUUCAGAUUACCACUACAGGUACCGAACUGGGACCACCUCGAGAGCUUACUGCAGUGCAUACAAAACCUAAAAUUAUUCAACUAACUUGGCUUCCACCGUAUCCAGAACGAGCACCAGUAGUUGUUUAUAAAAUUAGGUACAGCCCGCGUGCCGAUGAUUCUAAUCCAGUGGAGAUGGAACUUUCCGGUGAUCAGUUGAGCUGUACUGGAUACAAAAGUCCUCUUAUUACUAAUGAUAAUAUAUGUGCAACAAUAAAGUCACUCCAACCGGACACUACCUACCGGUUUGCUGUUCAGGCUCAAUCACCGACUGGUAGUUGGGGUGAAUGGUCACCAGCAUAUUUUGCAACCACACGUUCCACUGAAGAUGGUCCAAUACCUGGAAAAUUACGAUUGGUAUCUGCAGGACACGAUAACCUUCGUGUGAACUGGACAGCACCGCCAGCUGUUAAAAAUGUUGUGGAUCAAUAUUUGGUUAGCAUAUCAUUAGCAAGUUCUUUCGAUAAACAUCCAAAACAGUUUACUAUACGUGGUGAACAAAAUGAUUAUCAUUUUCGUGGUUUAGAACCAGCAACACAUUAUAAUAUUACAAUACAAGGCUUAUCAGAAAGCAAACGAAUGUGGUUCAUAACGGAAGUUUUUUCAACUACCGAUUAUGGAACUGGUUUACUUUCCUGGCUACCACCGCCAACAGAUUUGAAAUUGCUAGAAAAAUCAGAUCGUUUUUUGCAUGUAGCAUGGAGUCCACCGGAAAUUUUUGAUCCAGCUUAUAAAGAUUUGAUUACUCAUUACUUGGUAACAAUAGCACCAUUUGAUUCAUAUACCGGUAGAACUGGCCGACCACGUAACUACUCAGUACCAUAUCCUGGUACAUCGAUCAAGUUUGAUAAUUUAUCACCGAAAACAAUUUACAAUAUUACGGUACAGGCUGGUACUAACAGCGGUUAUGGUGAAAUAUUAUGGGGUACCUACAGUACUCUUGCACCAGGAGAAAAUCAUGUAUUACGAUUACUGGAUCGUACGCCGACAUCAUUGACCGUUGAAUGGGAAUCAUCAUUCCUCGGUGACAGAGGAUAUAUCCUUUCAUGGAAAAGUUUACAUUCUGCUUUCAAACAUGUUCACAUCAAUGUAAUCCGUUCAGCUGAAAUACCUGCUGGUACCACUCAAUAUACAAUCGAAAAUCUAGAACCUUCAACAGUUUACAAUGUUACUUUGAAAGCACGACCAAGUGGUAAAAUAGCAUCAGGUGCGUAUGCUACUUUACCACCAGGAUGGUUCAUGGUGCGUAAUUUGGUAUGGUGCGAUCGAACCAAUUACGCUCUGUCAUUGACCUGGGAACCAGUAAACCUAAAUAAAGCAACACACUACCAAGUGCGAUAUCUGAGACUUAAGGAACAUGAUGUUAUCUGGACAGAAGAAAAUGAAGCCAAAGCUGUAGAUCUACUUUGUCCCAAAGAUGGUUGUAAUCGACAUUGUUAUCUGGUGUUCAAUCUUAUUCACAAUCCAAAUGAAUAUGUUUUCCAAGUACGAGCUAAGGUGAACAACCAAUGGAAUCGAUGGAGAACAGCUGGGAAACCAAGCUUUCUUGAGAAAUCGGGACAGAAAAAAGGAUGUUGCAUCGUACCACCGCCAUAUAUGGUUGAAAAUAUUGGUUUAGCUGGAACAUUUUGGGAAGUGGAUAUUUCACCGGUUCAAUCGCAACCACAAAAUGUUUCGCGUUACUAUGUUGUGGUUGAUGAACGUGAACCAGCAGGUAGCACUAAUUGGACUGAACUAACUGAUAAGAUUACGGCAAAUAAAAUGAAGAUACCUUACUAUGUAGCAGCAUCUUUCAAUGCUGAUACAUUACCUGGACCACGAAAAGUUCGUAUUGGUGAUGGUUCCGUAAUUGGUGGCUACCUUAAUUAUCCACUGAUUAAGGGUAAAAAAUAUAAUUAUGAAAUUUACUCAGUCUGGGAGCUCAAUGGUAAACCAGCUGCUGUAGCACGUCAACGAGCUAGUCCGUAUGCGAUUUCCGGUUGGCCAUGGUGGUGGCUAUUACUUUUACUUCUUCUGUUACUCCUGCUCAUUCUUCUCACAUGUUGCCUACUUUGGUGUUUGCAAGGACGUUAUCGAACACGUAAAGAGCGGCGACGUGUGAUUGCGUCAAAUGGUCAAACAGUUCCAUUACUUUCCGCAGACAUCGAGAAAAAUGGAAUUGAGCAAAAUAUGCAAGCACUUUCAUCACGUGUUGAUGAUAUCCGAUCAUCACUUGAUCAAAAAGCAACAGCUCGUGGAGAUUUCGAAGAUGGUUAUGUACGGGGUUUUCGAGAUGCAAAUAAAUUAGGUACUGCAUCAGCAGCACGUCGACGAAUGGAUGAUGAUUAUGGUAGUAGAGAUGAUCGAUUUCAUGAGGGUUAUGUGAAAGGAUUAAGAGAUGCCGGAAUGACCGGAAUGAGUGCAUCAAUGCGUAAUUUGGCACAACGUGGUCAAGGAGCUGGCUAUUCUUCCGGUUAUAUGCAAGGUUUCCGAGAUGGUAACUCAGGUUUCUUUGGUGAUCGGAUAUCUAAUAGUUUAUUACGAAGGCUAGAAGAACAGUAUCCGAAUCAGGAAGAAUUUCGUACCGGCUAUAUUGAUGGAUUCAAGGAAGGUAUUGCAAGUCGAACUUCCGGACAACGAAGCUUUGAAGAAUCUCGACGUUUGCAAGAGAGUCUUACUAAACUUACUGAAAUAUUGCAAGACAAAUCGAGAGGUGGUGGUGAUGAAACGCAUACAACUAAGAUUUAUCAUGUUUAUAAUCAACAACCGGACGGUGUUGCUGUAUCAGCUUAUUCAUCUACAACCGGUCGUCAACUGGAGCAAGAAUUAGAGGAGCUUACAUCUUCUUCGAGAAGAUCAACCCUUAGGAGACAUUAUACACCAGGUGAUUAUUUGAAAUAUGGUAGUGAAGCCGAGGCAUAUGGUAGCUUAGCAAGAAAUCGACGCUCACUUUCUGCAUCAGCACUUGGUCGAGAGCUUGCUAGAGAACAGUCAGAACGUGCUCGUCUGUAUUCCGGUACCGGAACAUCAUAUAUCAGUCGUGCAUCAGCUGCCGAAAGACCCCUUACUGAUACAUAUUCACGUCGCUACACGUAUCGUAGUCGUAGCGAUAUGGGUAGUCCACGUCAUUAUGCAUCGCAAACAUUACUGGACGGAACUCGUCCAGGACCUUCAACACCUCACACACGUCGUGAUGCACUGCACACUUUACAACGUGAACUUGAUACACUAUCACGCUCACCGGAUCAGUUAACAGCGCGUGGCUAUAGCUCCGACACCGGGUACAUGAACGAUACAAUGCGAUCACGUACCCGUGCAUACUCAAAUUAUGACUAUGAUACAUAUCGAACAUCGAAGAGUGAAAUGAGAAGUGCCGAAGCAUCUGGCGGUGUCAUUGGUUCAAGUAGUGGUGCCUCAGCAGGUGUUGGUUAUGGUCCAAGAGCCACCGCUUCUACCUCAUUCAGUACUCGUAGAGGAGAAAAUGAGAGAGGAGCUGGUAGUGGAAGGACAACAGCUUUCUCAUCGCAUAAUUGGCCCGAUGAUUUAAUUGAUAUUGUCAACGAACCGAUGGGACAGACAUUGGAUCGAAUGAAAAAAUACAGUAACUCGUUGUCACAGGUUGACAGAGAUGGAACAGAAGAAGGUGGUCCAAUUCGAGAAAGAGUAGAAGAGCGAUAUCAGCGCUCAUACAAAGAAGAAUAUACAACUGGAAGACGAUAA